This is a messenger RNA of Clupea harengus (Atlantic herring), 3348 nucleotides long. It is a transcript of the gene selenoo1, whose product is annotated as selenoprotein O1. The record is from RefSeq and is a predicted model, not a curated record. Lineage: Eukaryota; Metazoa; Chordata; Actinopteri; Clupeiformes; Clupeidae.
CAGACAACACGGGGUGGUACUUAUGCAAUGACAGGUGGCCAUCGUUGAAUGGCUGCUAUACGAAUACGUCUGUCGCGACCUUAUUUGUUUCGUUCUGGAAUUAUAUUGUUGAGAUCGGUGUCGUUUGUCCGGGUGGACGACAUGGCGAAGACUCGGUCGCCUCUUGAAAGUUUGGAGUUCGACAAUGUUGUGCUCAAAAAGCUUCCCUUGGAUCCUUCUCAGGAGCCGGGUGUGAGAAUGGUCAAGGGAGCCUGCUUCUCGCGUGUCCAGCCGACACCGCUCACCAACCCUAAAUUCGUGGCUGUCUCCGGCAGAGCGCUAGCAUUACUCGGUCUAAAUGAAGAAGUUCUGAAAGAUCCACUCGGCCCUGCAUAUCUGAGCGGCUCGAAGGUGAUGCCCGGAUCCGAGCCGGCUGCGCACUGCUACUGCGGACACCAGUUUGGUAACUUUGCCGGUCAGCUAGGUGACGGAGCAGCUUGUUACUUGGGCGAAGUAAAGGCGCCGGCCGACCUAGACCCUGAACUAUUGAAGGAGAACCCCUGUGGCCGAUGGGAAAUCCAAGUGAAAGGAGCGGGGUUAACGCCCUUCUCUAGACAGGCAGACGGGCGAAAGGUCCUGCGCUCCAGCAUCCGGGAGUUCCUCUGCAGUGAGGCAAUGUUUGCUUUGGGAAUCCCGACCACUCGGGCGGGGUCCGUGGUCACCUCUGACUCCAAGGUGGUAAGGGACGUGUUUUACAGUGGAAACCCACGCAUGGAGAGAUGCUCCGUGGUGCUGCGCAUUGCUCCCACGCUCAUUAGAUUCGGCUCUUUUGAGAUCUUUAAGCGGGAAGAUGAGACCACUGGCAGACAGGGCCCCAGUUCUGGCCUUGACGAGAUUCGCACCCAGAUGCUGGAUUACAUCAUAGAGACCUUCUACCCCGAGAUCCAGCAGAGCCACCCAGAUACAGUGGAGAGGAACACUGCCUUCUUCAGAGAGGUGGUGUCACGGACAGCACGCAUGGUGGCACAGUGGCAGUGUGUGGGCUUUUGUCACGGCGUGCUCAACACAGACAACAUGAGCAUCCUGGGGCUCACCCUGGACUACGGGCCCUUCGGCUUCAUGGACCGAUUUGACCCAGACUUUAUCUGCAAUGCAUCGGAUGACUCUGGCCGUUACUCAUAUAAGGCCCAGCCGGCUAUCUGCCGCUGGAACCUGGUUAAGCUGGCAGAGGCCCUGGCCCCUGACCUGCCCCCGGAGCUAGCUGAGGCCGUGAUGGAUGAGUACCUGCCCCAGUACAACUCCUUCUACAUGGCCAACAUGAGGCGUAAGCUGGGCCUGCUGCGCAAGGAGGAGCCGGAGGACGAGAUGCUCAUCACCCAGCUCAUGCAGACCAUGCACAACACAGGUGCGGACUUAACCAACUCUUUCCGUUGCCUGAGUCAGGUGCGCUGGCCAAGUGAGGGCGAGGAGGAGGCAGAGGCUCUGAAGCAAGCUGUUCACCUCCUUAUGGAGCAGUGUGCCUCUCUUCCAGAGCUCAAGGAUGGCAGCAGACCCACCAUGGACCCACGUGAGUUGAUGACGCUGUUGAACAUGGCUCAGAACAACCCUGCGCUGUUCCAGAUGUUGUCCCAGGGCCGAAACCUGACCAAGCAGCUGGAGAGACUGAGCCGCCUGAAGGAGCUCAUGGAGCUCAGUGAGGACCAGCUGAGGGAGAAGCAGCUGGAGGACUGGACCAGCUGGCUCACUCUCUACAGGAAGCGACUGAGGCGGGAGUGUGAUGGUGUGAGUGACGCUCAGGCUGCGCAUGAAGAGAGGGUGCACGUGAUGGACAGCACAAACCCUCGAGUGGUGCUCAGGAACUACAUCGUCCAGAAUGCAAUAGAGGCAGCCGAGAGUGGAGACUUCUCAGAGGUCCAGCGGGUGCUGAAGGUUCUAGAACAGCCCUUCAGUUCCGUGCCAGGUCUGGAGCAGCCAGGUUGGGUGGGCCGAGGAGGGGCCUCAGAGCCUGGAGAGAGGGACGAGCAAGGAGAAGGAAGUGAAGAAGAGGAAGAGGGAGGGGCAGCAAGCUCAGUGGGGGCCCGUGUGCUGGUCCCCUAUGAUGGCAAGCCCCCUGCUUGGGCCCGUGAGCUCAGCGUCACCUGAUCCUCAUAAGUCCUUCCUGACCAAAGGCCUCUGUUGCAACCCACUUAGAGAGAGUCUGUCUGUGUGUGGGUAUGUGUGUGUGUGUGUGUGUGAGAGAGAGAGAGAGAUUUUCUUUUCCUUUUACCCAUGAGUAAUUGAUUCGUAGCUCUUUAUUCCUCUGCUGCAUUGUGGGUCAUCUACCCGUCUAUCUGUUUGUCUCUCUCUCUGUGGGGUCUUGCAUAUUUCGGUCAAAGGUCAAGGAAGGCAUUUGUGUUCUGGAGCUACUGAGUCAAACCAAUGAAGAGAAAGACAGAGAGAGAAAGAGAGAGUUCAUACCACAUUGCAGUGUUUUGUAAUCACAUCACAGGUCUUCAGCAACAUGCAUCUAACCCUGGAAUGAAAUUCAGUUAAUGGUUUCUGAAUGAUCAUCAUGUGCUGACGCCUAGCUGAAAACUGUGUUUACACUAAGCUAGGUGAUGGUGAUGAUGCUGUCUGUGAUGACCUCUCUUCUUUCUGCCCUUCUCUGUCUCGCUUGCCAGCUGGUUUUACAUGAAGUCUCAUUCCUCUAGUCCUACUGGGGCAGGUGUGAGUCUGAACGACCAGGAACCAAACACUUCAAUUUGUACCAAAGCUCUUUGUGUAUGUGUACCAAAGUUGUGUGCGUGUGCGGAUGAGUGCGUGUGAAUGUGUGAAUGUGUGAAUGUGUGUGUGUGUGUGUGUGUGUGUGUGUUUACUCUUCAUUACCUGAUGUCACAACGCACAUAAUUAAAGAGGCUGAUGCCUCUAAGCGCACAAACUUAAUCCUGUUUAACAAUAUCCUAUUUCCCUCACUGUGGUAGAAUUGCUGGACAAAUAUAGAGCCAUACCAUAUAGUUUGCAUAGUUCCUUCAGCAGUGCUGGCAUUCAUAGUGCUAGACAAAUACAUGAAACAAUGUAUAGGAAACUGUCAUUGUUAAAAUGAUCUAAAAAGAUAUUUGGGCUUGGCUUUACUUUGGAUUUUUAAUACAAGGGAGAGGUUUAACAUACACAGUGAUGCGGAUUGUGUGUUAUUCCAGCCUGUUUUUUUUAUUAAAGAGGGAAAGUACAUUAUAUUUGCAUUUGUUAUUCAACAUAUAAACCUAAUAUGGCAGGGAAUUGUUUCUGUGUAUGUUUGCAACUCAUGCAUCCUUUUAAUAAUGAACAGUGCACUAUGUAUUGUGUGUUUACCCCUUCACGACAGCUUACCCAAUAAAUCUGAUCGCAAAAACA